Messenger RNA from Punctularia strigosozonata HHB-11173 SS5, 2223 nucleotides. RefSeq lists its product as uncharacterized. NCBI's taxonomy places the organism in Eukaryota, Fungi, Basidiomycota, Agaricomycetes, Corticiales, Punctulariaceae. Bases 1 to 2223 code for a protein of 740 amino acids. The record is from RefSeq and is a predicted model, not a curated record. The transcript is spliced from 4 exons.
AUGUCGCAGUUUACUGCAAGCUGCGAGCAACAUCCGGAGAAGGCAUCUAGUGGGAGGCGGCUUGUGGAUGAUUCAGACGUGAAGAUGUACGAUGAAUCCUUGAAUGACGGUUGGGCGUAUGUGUACAGUCGUUGCAAAGAGCACGACGAUAACUUGGUUGAGGCGUGCUCCACCGACAUCGACAUGGCCCUGAUCUUCGCUGGCCUGUUCUCAGCCGUCCUGACGGCUUUCCUCGUUCAAACUUACACCCAAAUGCAACCCGACAACACGCAACUCACAGCUCAGGCCCUCCUCCACAUCUCCGUCCAGAUCGCCAACCUCCCCGUCUCUGCUCCCAGCUCAAUUCCAUUCAGCGCGCCGCCGUUCCGCGCGUCGCGCUCCAUCGUCGCCAUUAACUGCCUCUGGUUCAUCAGCCUUGCCGCCUCUCUAUCCUCCGUCGUCCGCGGCAUGUUUGCAAAACAAUGGCUACGGGAGUACGCCAAGUGGACGCGUAUCACCCCGAUCCAGCGCGCGGUGCACCUCCGGCAACACCGGCAUGCGGCUUUGAUGGAGUGGGAGGUCCCGGACGUCGUAGUGCGCCUCACCACGACGCUCCAGGUCUCCGUCGUCCUCUUCUUUGUCGGGCUCGCCAUCUUGCUCGGAACGAUCAACACCGCCGUCGCCGUCGUCUCGUCCCUUACCGUCGGCGCGUUCCUGGCCGACUCGGUCGCGUGCGUCGUCGCACCGCUAUUCUUCGAGACGUGCCCGUGGAAAACGCCCAUGGGCUGGUUAUGGGUGAACAUGCAGAACAUACGGCGCGAGGAUAUUUCGGCACGUUCAAGCCGCUCUACCCCUCGUUCGCAGAUCAAGUCCAUCAAACUCCGCACAUUUGAGGGCUGGCGCCAGCUAUUCAAGCUCGCUCUCGCGCCUGCGCGCGCCCCGCCACGACGGCUCGAUCUCUACCGCUACUCCGGCUGGGUGCGGCGAGACAUCGCGCUGCCCUCCAUGGGACAGGACCCGAUCAAUGCCGUCGCAUGGCAAUGCACGUCGCUCCUGUGGAUCGCAGCACACGAAGGGUUGAGCUCCGAUGUCGUUGUACGGUGUAUUGAAGGACUCCCUGGUGCUGAAAUCAGGGCGCCGACCAAUCUCCAGGCGAAAGGUGUCGAGUCAAACUCGGAACUCUUCUCAUGGCCAGAUAGCCCCCCUAAACGGUUGUGUGCGUAUUGGCUCGCCAUUUCGAAGCAUCUGGGGUUUGACACGCAGCGAUUCGUGAAGCCGUUGAACAUGAUUCAAGAUGCUCCCUCAUUCGCGAAGAUACAAACCCUUGUCCAUCAUGCAGACGCGUUCAAUCAGCUUGCAGUCGACUUGCGGCUCACUUCAUGCAAUUCUUCUCAGCUCCAGGCGAUGCUUCAUCUUCUAACGUCCGGACUCGCCUCCGUCCUUGACGGCGAACUUCGUUUUCCCGAUUGUGGUGACAUGUCCCCCUUCACCGACAGGAACUUGUCCUUUGUUGUACCCUCAUCACUUUGCAUGGUACACCUGCUCCUAGGUGAAUUGCGGUGGGGUGGAGAAACCAUGAUAUACGUCGGCCUUCUGAUUAGGGCAGCAGCCUAUGCUUCACGACGGAGCGAUGAUUCACGAACGAACGCAGAAAGUCUGUAUCACCGCCUACUCGAUGAAGUUCAAAUGAACGGUCUUGCUACUUGCUCACCAGAACAUCUGUCAACAUUUGUCGAAAGUCUCUCACAGCUGGGAGACGUGCAAGCAUAUCGCUCUGGCCCUGGUAUACGCUCUACCUUCUGGCGUAUUGUGAACGUUAUCACGUCUAUCAGAUCGUCGAACGGGGAUGGUCCGAGCUGUACGCAUGAUGCGAUACUGAUGAGGACGGUGGAGGAGGCACUGAAUGCCGAAAUCUCGAUUCAAGGCGCGCGGUCAUAUGCUGGUGAGGAUACGACCUUUCCAGAAGGCCUGUGGGCGCGUAUGACCGCGUUCGCGGGACGACAUCGCGACUGCCAGGAGUCAGUGCAGUUCGUGUCGUCCCUUGUGCAAGCCCAUCGCCUGGGGAUCGCGCAAUUCGAGCUGUAUCCGCACUUCCGUCACUACUACCUCGCACAGGACGAACGAGAACGGAUCCAGAACGUGGAGGAGUUGCAAGCAUAUCUCGAGGCCGAAUCAAGGCGAUAUUCACUCGGCGAUGGGCAACUGCUUUCCCCAGAGCCAGGACAAACAACGCAGGACGACUAG